Messenger RNA from Alosa alosa (allis shad), 1809 nucleotides. RefSeq names its product coagulation factor IX. The record is from RefSeq and is a predicted model, not a curated record. The coding region runs from base 100 to 1551 and encodes 483 amino acids. NCBI's taxonomy places the organism in Eukaryota, Metazoa, Chordata, Actinopteri, Clupeiformes, Clupeidae. Gene Ontology annotation, cellular component: extracellular region. Gene Ontology annotation, molecular function: serine-type endopeptidase activity; calcium ion binding. Gene Ontology annotation, biological process: blood coagulation; proteolysis. The transcript is spliced from 10 exons.
CAAUAUUUAGAGAGUGAAGGUCAGUUGCACAAAACUGCAUGAAUCCUCCAUUUUAUUUCCAACCGAAGUCAGAAAGCGGGAGCGAGCCGGUCCAGAGUAAUGGCUGUGCUUGUGCGAUGGCUGUUUACUCCUCUCCUGCUCGCCUGCAUACUCCUCGCCACUCUGGAAGCUAAAGUCUUUCUUGAGCCUCAGAGGGCCCUAGGUCUGUUGAGGGUCAGGAGACCACGAGCCAACUCCUUCCUGGAGGAGAUCAAGCCUGGGAAUCUGGAGAGGGAGUGCUACGAGGAGACCUGCUCCCAGGAGGAGGUCUACGAGAUCUUCCAGACUAGAGAGAAGACGAUGGAGUUUUGGCAUGCAUAUCAAGAUAUCAACCACUGUCGUUUUAACCCAUGUCUGAAUGGUGGGAUUUGCUCAGGGGGACGGCAUGGAUACCACUGUGUCUGCUCCCCACUCUAUGAGGGCAAGAGCUGUGAAAAAGAGGUCUUUGACUGUGAGCAUAAGAAUGGUGGCUGCCUGCAGUACUGCAGAAAUUGGGACCGCACCACAGCAGUGACGUGCAGCUGCGCUGAGGGCUAUGAGCUGGAGGAGGAUGGAAAGAGUUGCAAGGAGACAGUGCGGUUUCCCUGUGGUAAGCAGUGGAUUGGCGGCUCGUUGUACCGCAACCUCCUCUCCAACGACACCCAGCCCCUCUACACACUGAGCCCCAACUCCACACAGCCAGACUGGGAUAACUCCACCCUUGGACAAGGUAACUCCAGUGACCCUGUAGGAGGAUACUACAGAGACCUGCAGGAACUGGAAGGCAACGACACACGCAUCGUUGGGGGGCAGCUCCAGAAACAGGGAGGAAGCCCCUGGCAGGUUCUCCUCCGCAGGGCUGAUGGCUACGGCUUCUGUGGAGGGACAUUAAUUUACGAGCGUUGGGUGGUCACUGCUGCUCACUGCCUGCAGGACAUUCCAGACCAUGUGACUAUAGGUGACUAUGACAAGAAGCGUCCGGAUCCGGGUGAGCAAAAGAUAGCAGUGGCACACACAAUACCCCACCCUUUCUUCCACGAGUACACCUUCGACAGCGACAUUGCUCUUCUUUACCUGGCCCAACCUGUCCAGCUGGGUCCGUUUGCCACCCCAGUCUGCCUUCCCAAUCCAAACCUGUCCCGGCACCUGCUGCGCGACGGCAUCAUGGGGGUCACCACCGGAUGGGGGGCCACCCGCUACCUCGGCCCCUCCUCGCGUUUCCUCCGAAAGGUGGCACUUCCCGUGAUCGACCAUAUGAAGUGCAUGGGCUCCACUGAGCAGUUUAUCACAGACAACAUGUUCUGUGCUGGAUUCGAGGUGAUUGAAAAGGACGCCUGUUCGGGGGACAGUGGUGGGCCAUUUGUGGUUAACUACAGAGGCACCUGGUUCCUCACAGGAGUGGUCAGCUGGGGAGAGCAGUGUGCGGCUAAAGGGAAGUAUGGUGUGUACACACGGCUGGGGAAUUACCUGAGCUGGAUACGAGACACCAUAUCUACACACGAGCACAGGGCAACAGCUACAGAACGGCCUUAAUGUGGGCCUCACCUGGACACCGCCACUGGCAUUGUGCCCACUGAAGUAAGGCGGGCAUGUGCCCACCCAGAUUUGGAUCUGGAUCUUUUAAGUUUAAAAAAUAAUCCUUAAAAAGUCUUUGAAUAUGCCCAAUUUAAGAUGAUGGCAUCAUGUCUUUUCUGGGGGCCUCAUAUCCUCCGUUCAUAUUGUGUCCACCCAAAACGCCCCUGGGCACAAUGCUACUUUGGUGCCACAAAUAUUAAAGACUGUGACAAAGAU